Messenger RNA from Hippocampus zosterae (dwarf seahorse), 2837 nucleotides. Its product is annotated as SH3 and cysteine-rich domain-containing protein 3-like. Lineage: Eukaryota; Metazoa; Chordata; Actinopteri; Syngnathiformes; Syngnathidae. Gene Ontology annotation, molecular function: protein binding. The transcript has 14 exons. Gene Ontology annotation, cellular component: extrinsic component of cytoplasmic side of plasma membrane. The coding region runs from base 1514 to 2551 and encodes 345 amino acids. The record is from RefSeq and is a predicted model, not a curated record. Gene Ontology annotation, biological process: positive regulation of protein localization to plasma membrane; skeletal muscle contraction; positive regulation of voltage-gated calcium channel activity.
AUUCAAGUAAUUAAUAUUCACUUCCAAUUGUCCCACAUCUUUGCGUGAUAUCUAGUCUAGUCUUUAGUAGAUUGAAAAACAUGUUACCUAGCAGCUGAGCAAGGCAGUGGAUGGCUGCCUUUGGCAAAGGGGACCAGAGUUUAAAUCCCAGUCAUGAAUGCUACAAUUGUAAUGGGGUAUGCUCGGCCCUAAUUCCAAUACCCGGUACCAAAUACAGAUGAAAAUGAUUGGGAUGCAUCAGGAAGGGCAUUUGGUCCCCAACACCCGAUGAGACCAAGAGAGGGCGCCAUAGACUGUGAAAAGAUCGUGAGUAAUUUGAGUACAUUGGAUUUGUGUGUCCAGGAAUUAUCUGGAUGGUGCAGGCAAUGCUUUGGGGCAAAAUAGUUUGUCAACCAUUCAUAUUUAUUUAUUUAGUUUACUCGACUUGGUCAACUUUUUUUCCCCAAGCCCUAGUUGAGAUCCGGCCUGGACCCCGUCGCAGCUUCCAUUAGUUGAGAAAAGCUAGGCCCUCACUGGUCACCAGUUACAGAUAGGGCACAUCCAACAGUUUUUGAUAGUGUGUCACCUCAAUAGGGUCAUGUUAAUAGGGGUGGGGCGCACGGAGCGGGCGUAUUAAAGAAACCUUGAAUAGGGAUCACAGAUGGAUGACCAGGCCGCAAUAGAUGGCAACUGGUUAACAUUUAUCAUAUGAAUCGCUCGGGUUAAGGUUAAGAACCACUGCUCUAACCAAUACAGAGAAUGGUCUAGAACAGUGGAUCUUAACCUGGGUUCGAUCGAACCUUUGGGAUUCGGUGAAUGGGUCGCAGGGGUUCGACAGAGCCUCUACAUAUACAAUAAAAAAAAACUUGAAUUUGUUUUUUUCUGUUUUUACAAAUGCAUUUUUUGACGUCUUUGUAAAAAAAAUUCACAAUGCUCUAGAAUGUGCUAACUUUUACGCUUUCAGAAUCGCCAAAGGACUAGUAUAUUGUGAGCAUCAGGUUCGGGACGGAAGACGAGGGACCGCUAAGUCAACAAGAUAACACGGUGCUAAAAUCAUACCUUACACACAGAAGCUGUCUAAUUUAUAUAUUCUUCCAUCCCAUUCCUUGAAUACCACCUUGAGGGAUUAUGAAUAAGGGACUUAAAAUGAAUACUUCAAAUAAAUUGUCAAUGCCAUUAAUGCAGAAAUUGAGUUGGGGAAUGCAUUUUUCUUUUAUGCAGUGUCUUAGGGAUAUCCUCUGUGCUCAUCUUCUUAAAUGAGUGGUUAUAUUGGGGUUGGGCGCACUUGGGGGAGCCGUGCAAUUCUUUCCCAUUCAGCUGGGAGAGCCUUUCAAAGCUUUUCAAGUGGCCCAGCUGUCCCAAACUGUCACGCAUGCUCUUGCAUGGCGAGCCAGGCUGGGAAGGGCUGGACAGGCAUUUCUCUUCUGAACUUCCCACCUGUUGGAGCCUCAUUUGGAACAUCAGCCAGAAGGAAGUGGAGUUCGACAUUUAUGCUUCUCGAUACGUCUUGCACCCAGUACCGUAGCUGUGUACCAUGGCCAACUAUGAUUCAUUGGAUGACAAGGACUCUGUGGAUAUUCAUGAUAACCCCCCUCUCCCAGAUAAUGUCAUGAAAGAAAAAGAUAACACGGUCUAUUUCAUCUAUGACGAGGAGGUGGAGGAAGAAGAACGAGAUGAACCCCCACCGCCGGAGUCCAUCAAACCCAUCAACGAUCGGCCGCACAAGUUCAAAGAUCAUUACUGCAAGAAGCCCAAAUUCUGCGAUGUGUGCGCGCGCAUGAUUGUUUUAAACAACAAGUUUGCGUUGCACUGCAAGAACUGCAAAACCAGCAUCCAUCACCAGUGUCAGUCCUAUGUGGAGUUCCAGAGGUGCUUUGGCAAAAUUCCUCCAGGCUUCAGGAGAGCAUACAGUUCUCCUCUGUACAGCAGCCAGCAGAAUGCGACUGUCUCCCAGCUGUUGCCUUUCUCGCAGUCCAAUCGCACGGACCCCGUGUUUGAGACUCUGCGCAUCGGUGUCAUUAUGGCCAACAAGGAGCGCAAGAAAGGCUCAGAGGACAAAAAGAACAUGAUGAUGAUGAUGGAGGACGACGAGUCCCAGCCCAAACAGCAGGAGAAUGGGGCUGAAGGAGCUAGCUCAGAGGGAGACAAGCGAGGAGACAAGGCUGCAGCAGAAGACAAGAGUAAAAAGCCUCAGCCAGGGAAGAUUGGCUUGUUCAGUCAGUCUCAUUACUAUUUGGCCCUGUACAGCUUCAAGGCUAUUGAGAAAGAUGACCUGGACGUACACGCUGGCGACUGCAUCACAGUGAUCGACGAUUCCAAUGAGGAGUGGUGGCGGGGGAAGAUCGGCGAGAGGACGGGCUUCAUCCCGGCUAACUACAUCAUCCGAGUACGAGCUGGAGAGCGAGUGUACAAGGUGACACGUUCCUUUGUUGGCAACAGAGAGAUGGGCCAGAUUACACUGAAGAAAGACCAGAUUGUGGUGAAGAAAGGUGAUGAGGUGAAUGGUUACCUGAAAGUCAGCACAGGACGCAAGCUCGGCUUCUUCCCUGCCAAUUUACUGCAGGAGAUCUGAAGAUGUCUUUGUCAAUUGUCAUCUGAGGGUGGGAGCAGCGAGUAGGUGGACACAGGUCACUUCCGCCCCGAGAAACUGCUUCUCCCGUCCGAUGCCACACAGCAGGAUAUUUAAGCAGAUACAUUUCAGGAAUAAUAUGCCCUAGAUGUCUAAAAAGUCACCAGUCAAGACGGCACCUGUUCAUCCCUCACUCGAUCUCAGUUAAGCAACCUUAUAGUUUGUCUUCUAUUUUGUUGCAAACAUAGAUAGAUAAAUAAAUAAAUAGGAUGGAUUGGGGGUGAGGGGG